GACGGCACGACUGACAAUCGCUUCCUAUUCGCCACGAGGAUCAUGUCAGGCGUCUCUCCCAGUGAUGGUGCUAUGCCAUUUGAGAUUGGCCAACGAGUCUCAGUGAGUCGGCGCUUGGGUUCGGUGAGAUAUGUCGGGAAGCCGCCUUUCGCACCGGGUAUUUGGGUAGGCAUUGAGCUCGAUGAUGCUGUGGGAAAAAAUGACGGAAGCGUGCAAGGUCAGUAUUACUUUCAGUGCAAGCCGAAGCAUGGCGUGUUCGUCAAGGCAGAGCAGGUCCAAGUCGCACAGGCGCCAGGAGCACCCGUGGGUGAAAGGACAACGAGCGGCGAGCCGAAAGCAUCGACAUCGGCACGCACAGCUGUGGGAAGUCAGCAAGGGGCUCAACCUGCCUCCGCGAGGGGAGGGACCCAACAGCCACAGCUCGAAAGGACGGGAUCGAGGCAGCCUGAAGUCCCUCUGACAGGGAGUCAAUCUGUAGCAAAACAGACGCGUAGUGCAGAAGGAAACGACGAGCAAAAAGGGGAGUAUAUUAGUUCUUCCGACGAAGUUGCAGCACUGCGAAAAAAGUAUGAUGACCUCAAACGCGUUGCGCAGCAGUACAAGGCGCAGAACGAGGAGCUAAAAAAGUCCUUACGGGCGCAAAAAGCAGCUGCUGCUGCUACUGCGUCGUCUACAACUGGAGGUGCGCCGCUGGAGGACUCCACACUUAGCACAGCUGCGUCGCAGCUUGCGGAUGCGGAGAUAUCUGUGGUUCGGCUGGACUUAGAACUCGCGAAUGCACGUAUCGAAGAGUUAGAAUUACAGUUGAGCCUCGCAGGCACCGCUUCCAGCGAUACUGCAGACGAAAGUCAGGGUCAAGCACCAGAAGAGAAGGACUCUCCAGAAGAGCUGAAGCUGAAAUCUGCAUUGCAAUCGGCGUGGCAGACGCUACAAGCGCGGUUGGAGAAGCAAAAGGCCGAUCUUGCGCAACGCGAUAAGAAAUUGCAGGCUCUAAGCGUGGAAUUGGAGGAGCAACGCGAAUUGUCGAACCUGCAAGCAGAGGCCGACCAAAAGCAAGCAGAGAUAGACGCAAUGCACGCGGAAAUCGUCCGGGAACUGCAAGCGCAAAUAUUAAGACAAUACUACCACUACCAGUCACAGUCUUUGUCAUUGUCUUCAGGAAUAGGUAAACUUUCACCCUUCAUUUUGAGUUGUAACGAUUGUGUGCACGUGUAAACGAAAAAAUACCAUACUUGAGUAGCUGUUCAGAGGUAGAUGACCGUAAUUUAGUUUACAACGUGUACACAUGUUCAUCUUGUUCGUCAUGCUACCGCUAAAUCGAGCAGACAAGGAGGACAUCAUUCGCGGAAUAGAGGAGGCCGUUAACGAGAUGCGAAGUGAUCUUGAGACGGCGUACGCGGCAAAUGCGGCAUUUCAAGAAAGAACAAUGGCAAUGGAAGCAAAACUACGCAUGCAUGCCCUGCACGAUGACCAGCCGGGGUCGGCCACGACCAGCGAUGAUCACACUAGGUCGAAGAAUGACGCGAGCAGAGACAAACGCGGCAAAGCAGGUGACCCAGAAAAGCAAAAGGCGAAUGCAAGCACAGCACGACUGAGUAAAACUUAGAAUUGGAGUCAAAUCAAUCGAGGAUGCUGAAAAGUAUGAGAUUUUCCAUAUCCAUGUUACGUUCUUCUAGAAGAAGCGAAGAUCCAACAUCAUAUCUUGAAUUAGCGGUUGACUUUCCACUCUUCAUCCAACGCCUUGGUUUAUGCUUGACUCAGUCGAACAAGAGGUUCUUCGAAUAUUACCAUGUUCUACUUUCUUUUACUUUUUCCCAGGUACCGAACUUCUGGCGACUAUGGUUGUUUCAAACAGACAACAGCUGCAGACCUUUGGGGAGUCCCUUCCGAGUACAACAAUACAGGGCUUCGCACUGCAGCCGCUUGCUGCCUCUGUUUAUGGCUCCAUCUCACGCGCAGCAGGACUGAUAGCCGAUCAUCUGCGGUCUCUACCGCAGAAGAAGAUGAGCGCUCUUACGUGCCGCAUUGAGGCGAGCCUGAGACGCGUUCAACACGCGCUGACACUGGUCUUUUUCUCAGCGGCCUCAGCAUCGUCAGCAUCAUCUGCUUCUCCGCCCUCGGACGAUACUGGAGAUGGACAGCCUCCGUCUCAGACGAGGAGGACUAGGGUCAUGGACUUGGACACGCAGUCCGCGACAUUCGAUCUACAGACAGUGUCAGACUUCGCAGUCAGUCUCAUCAAUGCACUCGACAAUCCCGAACAAGCAGUGCUCCCUAAGACAUUGGCCGUGAGUGCAAAAGCCCUUGCAGCGAAGUCGGUAGCUCUGGCACGAAAGGCACUAGGAGAGGGUGGCGGCGAGGACCCCACACAGCUUCGGGAUGCCAAUGCUGAGACAAAUGGUAUCAUCAACUUCAACAUGGUGUAUGCCUAGCUACUUUAGUUUUAUCUGUUCAUUCUGGGGUUGGCUUCAUCGUUUAUAACUCUCGUGAAAAACAUGAACAAAAACAAAAUCAGCGCUGUUGACGCACUUGCUGCUUCUAGAGGCCCAUGCAAUCUGCCGUUAUGUACCUGGAUCCACGUGAAUACUAAGAAGGGAGAAACUUCCCAGAAUCUUCCCGGAAUCUUUCCCAUCUUCUCGCUAGCAAUGGUCGGACACUUCCCGGAACCUUCUCAGAAUCUUCCCAGAAACUUCCGAGAAGUCACACAAGUGGCGAAGUUUCUGGAAAGUUUCCGCGAAGUUGCUGCCUUCGGGAUUCACGUGGCUGCAUGUUUCUAAUGCCGCGGCGGUGCGAUACUCGUCCCAGACGUAGCCUCCUUUGCAUCGGGGCAGGCUGUCCUUGAGAAGCAGCUGCUUUCUCAAGAAAAUGCCUCAUUUUCAAGUGCCGGAUUCACCGGCGGAACCCCUGAACAGCAGACACGUCUGAAAAAAUCGCUCGCAACUGCAGGCAUGUGGCUGGAAAGAGAGGAGACGCCGUCGCGCGAAAAGCUCGAGCCAGCAGCAGUUGCUGUUGUGGUUACAGUGCAGGAAAUACUGCCAGCAAUAGGUAAAAGUGGCCAAGUAGACGCGGCAGAGGGAGCUGCUGGAGCACAAAGAGUAGGAGCACCUAUCAUGGCAGACGAUGUAGCAAGGACCAUGAUUGCUCAGCUCGCAACGCAAUGGGUGCAAAAGAGCUCAGAGGACUUGGCAGAGACAAUGAAGCGCUUCGCACAAGUGUCGGAUGCAUCAACUAGGCAGAGCCUUGCGAUAGUCGGAGAUGCGGAAAAGACGGCGGUACCUUCAUGGUUUUCGAACACGAUGAUUCUGACUCAGCGUAGUUGUAGAACAAAGAUGUUUUCGAUCAGAGAUGAGUAUUUUGGUGUCGUUGUCGCGUGUCUGUUCUUGUUUACCAAGGAAUGAUCUUCUUAUUCCCUAUAAUUACAAUACUAUUGAAUAGACAGUAGACACAGUCACAGUCAUACACAAUCGAAACUUCCGCAUGUUUUCAGGUCGCCUUGAAAGAGUCGGAACAAGCUGUAUCUCAGUGGCGCAUGCGUGCUGAGACGGCGGAGCGAAAAGCAGCAGACUUUGAGUACCAAGUCUCAACAGCGCAAGCACUGGUGCAAGAUUCCGCACACUUGCGAAAGCAGAUUGCAGUUGCCGAGGAACGGGCAGCGGCCGUUGCGGAGCGCAGCGAAAUAGUGCAGGAAAAAUUGAAUGAGGCAGAGGCGGGGAAGACAAAAUACCAGCGGCGCUAUGUGGAGUUGCAUACAGUCGUUAAUAAGUUGAGGCAGGAACAAAAAACUAGUGGUGUAAGAGAAGUGAGUAGUCUGCGACAGCUUUGCACGCGAUACCGAAAGGAGCUUUACGAAAGCCAAUUGCGUGCUAGCAGCAGUGCUUGGGGAAGCGUUGAGAACAGCAGCUAUGCAGGACCAGGAGGAAAACAAACAACCAAUAUCCUCGACAUGCUAUACGGGCGGAGCACAAUAGGUAGCAGUAGCAGUAGCUACAGUAAUAAAUCUAAUUCUUCCAGCUCUAGUGCAACGGGUGCAGGAGAAAGAGACCCAACCACAUCAUCAAACUCUACAUCUGUUAUGAAUAGACUUAUGCGUCUAGCACAAACACAACUCGUGGACCUGGACAACCGUGGUGACUGGCUUGCACCUGAUGGAACGCUGAUCAUGGAUGAGCUCCCGGUCGCUUUAGAAGUAAACAAUCCUAAUGGUGGCGCUUUACCUUUAGGUGCAAUAGGAAACGCGAGAGGCGGAAAAAGCAGCAAUGCUAGGGCUGAUGUUCCGGCUAGCAGAAGCAGAGAGCCAGUCGCUAUAAUUCGCCUAGGGCAGAAAAAUGUGGCGGACACCUGGGACGCUUCAAAAGCGAAACAACUACCGAGUCAGACAAUAGAGGAGGAAGUUCUUGCUUCAAGGGAUGACGUUUUGCGAAUACGAAACAUGUUGCUCGAGUAAACUUAAACAUGAAGUUUGAGAUGAAUUUCUAAGAAGACAACAGCAGCAUUGCAAGCAUCAACACUUCCACAGAUGCACUCAUCAAACAUCAGAAGCGGCAGCUUUUUCGGCUACGCUUCGGCUCCGCAGUAUCCAUAGAUAGAUUGUUAAACCAUGAAACUUACUACUUACUUACAAGAAGAGACAGCACCAUACUCGUUCUCAACAGUUUUGCUCGUGCUCGCAUUCUGAUUCGUACUCUGUCAAACAAAACAAGCAAAGAGGUAAGCCUCUUUUCAUCAUGAUCUGCUACGCAUGACAUUAUCUUCUGUGCAAUAUGGUUGUGUGCGAUCUCGUGCACAACUACAACAAGAACAGUCACCGCUUUCGCUUUGAUCACCUACUGUCAUCGCGAUUGUAGAUGAACGAU
This is a messenger RNA of Amoebophrya sp. A25, 4853 nucleotides long. NCBI's taxonomy places the organism in Eukaryota, Dinophyceae, Syndiniales, Amoebophryaceae. The record is from the annotation of a GenBank genome assembly.